AUGAAGUUUAAGGGGUUGCAUCUCCUCUAUUUCAUCACGGUGUUUGUCACUUUUAUGUUAAGUGAUGCAUUGAAGCUGCGCCAAUCGAAUCACAUUCGCAAGUCCAUCAAAAGUGAAGACGGAGAUGUGAUCGAUUGUGUUGAAAUCUUUGAUCAACCAGCAUUUGAUCAUCCAUUGCUUAAAAAUCACACGAUGAAGAUGAAACCGAGUUACGGUCCAGAAGAACUGUUUCGCGACCAAGACACAAUGUCCGCCUCAAACGCGAACACAAAGCAAAAAACCAUCACUCAUGUAUGGCAACUUUCCGGCGAGUGCCCCGACGGAACCAUCCCUAUUAGAAGAACCGGAAAACAUGAUUUUUUAAGAAAUAUUUUCAAAUUUAAAAAGAGGCAUAGAAACAUUAACAAUCGUCCAUUAUCUUCUUCAAAUGGCUCGGACUCCGUUGACAUCGCCGUUCACGAGUACGCGUAUUCAACCGUCGCCAUGGGAGGAAAGUAUUAUGGAACAAAAGUCACCGUAAGUGCAUGGCAACCCUAUGUGAAGAAUGGAUUGUUGGUAACAUCAUCAGCGAUGCUUGAAGGAAGAGGUACGUCUGAAAGGUUUGUGGUUUUCCCUCAUCUUCUAUGGGAUAAUCACACAAGACUUUUCAGCGAUGAUUACACGUCAACCGGGUGUUGGAAUUUGAUGUGCUCAGGUUUUGUUCAAGUUAGCAAUGAAAUUGUAGUAGGGGGCGCCAUUGCCAAUUUCUCGUCUGAUCAUCUCUACUCAGAAAUUUCUAUAUUAGUGUGGAAGGACCAAAAACAAGACGUUUGGUGGCUAAAAUACAAUGGCACUACUGUUGGUUACUGGCCUGCUACUUUAUUUAAUCGAUUAAAUGAUAGUGCUCAAUUGAUCGAAUGCGGUGGAGAGAUCAUAAAUUCAAUGAUAAACGGAACACACACUGCAACUCAAAUGGGAAAUGGCCAAUUCCCAAAUGAAAAGUUAGAAAGAGCAAGCUACUUUAUGAAUAUUGAAAUAAUGAACCAGACAAUGGCAUUAGGGCCUCCUCCUGGUGGUAACAUUCUUGGCACUGCAACGAAUCAAGAUUGUUAUAACAUAUCAGUUGGAAAGAAUGAUACUUGGGGGAAUUUCUUUUACUACGGUGGACCUGGCAGAAAUCCCAACUGUCCAUGA
This is a messenger RNA of Oldenlandia corymbosa var. corymbosa, 1173 nucleotides long. The record is from the annotation of a GenBank genome assembly. Lineage: Eukaryota; Viridiplantae; Streptophyta; Magnoliopsida; Gentianales; Rubiaceae.